Molecule: messenger RNA, 2133 nt
Organism: Ixodes scapularis (black-legged tick)
Lineage: Eukaryota; Metazoa; Arthropoda; Arachnida; Ixodida; Ixodidae
Exons: 1
Coding region: 25-1221 (398 amino acids)
Molecular function (GO): nucleic acid binding; zinc ion binding
Source: RefSeq, a predicted model, not a curated record
GCUUUCGACGAGAGCGGACGGACGAUGAUUCGCUCCGAUAACGGCGCGUUAUCGGCCCACGCGGGCCGAGGAAGCAUCGACGCUGCAGCCAGCAGUAGCGAUGAGUAUCGUGUGGUGUUGCCCCGUUUCCCAGAUGGAAAAAUGUGUCUGAAUUCCGUGUUUUUGCACGCGGACCUGAUGGGAAGACCGUACCGUGCUGUGGAUUUUCGAGACGGACUGAAGGACAUCGUGGACAUGACGGACGUGGUUUCAAUUGGACAGUUCCAAAUGAGCCACAUAUGGAUGAUCACUCUCGCAAGCAUGGCUGCCACAGAAAAGAUGAAAAGGAUUGGACAACUCACGGUCAAGGGGCGGAAGUGUCUGGUGCUGGACCCCAACGCAAAGGACAUUAGGGUAAGGCUACUUUGGCUCCCAACGUAUCUGGAAGACAGACGUGUGGUGGAAGCUCUCGAGCCUUACGGUAAAGUUCGUAACAUCGUUAGGGAGAAAUGGCGAGUCCCGGGAAUGGAACACUUGGAAACCAUGAACAGAGAAGUCAGCAUGACGCUGCAUGACGCCGUCAGCUCUUCCGACCUGCCCCAUAUGAUCAAGGUAUAUGGGGUGCAAUCCCUUGUCAUUGUGCCUGGAAGACCACCGCUUUGCCUACGAUGCAAAAAAGUAGGCCAUAUCCGGAAACAGUGCCGUGCACCAAAAUGUACCAAGUGCAACAAAUUUGGUCACGAAGACAACGAGUGCUACGCGACCUACGCCACGGUGCUGAGGCGCGGGGACGAGGAUGCCGAAUCGAAUCUCGACCAGUUCAUGGACGUGUCCGAAGUAGUGGGAGCCAACGGCGAAGUGGGGGCGUCCACGGGCGGCCCUGCAAACAGUCUUCCCUCCGUACCAGGCGAGACCGGCGCCAUCAACGACCACCAGCCACAAGACCCAGGAGUCAUACCUGUGUCCUCGCAGACUGGGGAUGAUUCUUCCAUGGAGCAAGGCAGUAACUGCGGCAGUGCUGCUACACCUUCGGAGCUGGACGACCGAGACCAAGGUGAAACCAAGCAAGCAGGUCCCUUUACCGAGGGUCAAGGGAACGGAGUGGACACAAACUCUGCUCUGGGAACUGGUGUCAGUGACGUCAAGCGAAAGAAAUUGGAACCGGGGGCCACAUACGCAAGUAAGCGCAUAAACGUGUCGAAGCCGCUUGCGCGGCAAGCCCAGGAAAAGCCACCCCCUUAAGCAGCGAUGGGCGGUUUCCGCUUCGCCAGCUUAAAUGUACGCGGUUUUCAUUCGAGGAAAAAGCAGAAUCAGCUACACCGUCUACUCGAAGAAAAGGAGAUUGACUUUUUAGCAGUACAAGAGACAAAGCUAGAGAAUGAGGAAGAGGUUGACCGCGCUUUACCACUUUUUUUUAGAAAAUACGAGGUAUGUGUCAGCCAUGCUGCCGGUCUUUCGGGAGGGUGUUUCUUGUUUAUAAAAAAGUCAGUUCAGUUAAGCGAACUAGCUCUGACGGUUGACUUGCAGGGCCGCUUUGUUAUGUGUGAUUUCCGGGUGCAGGAAUGCAAGUGGCGGGUGAUUUGUGUGUAUGCACCAAACGAUGUGAAUUCUCGAGUUCAGUUUUUCAAUCACUUGCGCUCAUACUUGGUGUGUGAUAGACUAGUUGUACUCCUUGGAGACUUCAAUUGUGUUUGCGACUUAAAUGACCGAACGCCGACCAGGCCCCAUCUUGAUAGAAGUGAACAACUAUUGCUCGAAGUAGUCGAAGAGGGAGGCUUGUUAGACGUAGCCAACUUUCAAACAGGAACCAAACUCAUACAGUUCACGCACUUUCAACGGGCGUCGCAUGCCCGACUAGACAGGUUGUAUUGUUCUAUUGAACUAAUACAACUUUUAAAUGCUUAUACUGUGGAACCUGUGUUAUUCACAGAUCACUGCAUGGUUGCGAUAACGAUUGGACAAAAACGGAGGAAGCAUAAGCGCAUCAAUUGGAAACUUUGGAAGCUAAAUUCUCAGCUACUUAAAGAUGAGUUUUUCGUGUCCGAAACGCGAAAAUUACUUAGACAAGCAGGUCAAAACGGGGAAAACAUUUUUGCGAGGUGGGAAACCUUUAAGCAAGACGCAAAACAAUUGGCAAUCGAAAGAGCAAGCACG